Molecule: messenger RNA, 1673 nt
Organism: Fundulus heteroclitus (mummichog)
Lineage: Eukaryota; Metazoa; Chordata; Actinopteri; Cyprinodontiformes; Fundulidae
Product: disintegrin and metalloproteinase domain-containing protein 11-like
Exons: 18
Coding region: 1-1584 (527 amino acids)
Biological process (GO): proteolysis
Molecular function (GO): metalloendopeptidase activity
Source: RefSeq, a predicted model, not a curated record
AUGUCUGCCCGCACCACCUGUCCGGAUGUACGUUCUCUGCUGGAAAAGGUUCACCUCCCGGCAGUCACAGUAACGAGGUCCACCGCUGUCCCUCAGAUCUUUCAGGAGCAGCUGAACACCAGGAUUGUUUUGGUCGCCAUGGAGACCUGGACCUCGGAAAACAUGAUGCCGGUGGUGGAGGACCCGCUGAUGACGCUGCAGAACUUCAUGAAAUACAGGAAGGACAGCAUCAGGGAGCAGAGCGACGUUGUCCAACUUUUCUCAGGGCGCACAUUUCACAGUAGCCGCAGUGGGACAGCCUACACAGGAGGCGUUUGUUCUCCAACAAAGGGAGGAGGAAUUAAUCAGUACGGGAGCGUCGGGGCAAUGGCCAUCACUUUGUGUCAGAGUCUUGGCCAGAACAUUGGGAUGAAGUGGAACAACGCACGGACCUCAGCAAGUGACUGCAGAUGUCCAGAUGCCUGGGUGGGCUGCAUAAUGGAAGACACUGGAUUUUAUCUGCCCAGAAAGUUUUCUCGCUGUAGUGUUGACGAGUACAUCCAGUUCUUGCUUCAGGGCGGUGGGAGCUGCCUCUUCAACAAGCCUAAUAAGCUGUUGGACCCUCCCGAGUGUGGAAAUGGCUUCGUGGAGCCAGGAGAAGAGUGUGACUGUGGAUCCCAGGUGGAGUGCGCCCGCAGUGGAGGAGCCUGCUGCAAAAAGUGUACCCUUACCCACGACGCCAUGUGCAGUAACGGACUCUGCUGCAGUGGCUGUAAAUAUGAGCUGAGAGGUGUUGUCUGUCGAGAGGCCGUGAACGACUGUGAUAUUCCCGAAACCUGCACAGGAGACUCCAGCCAGUGCCCUCACAAUGUCCACCGGCUGGAUGGUUACAUGUGUGAUAACAGCCAGGGACGCUGUUAUGGUGGACGCUGCAGGACCCGUGAUGGGCAGUGCAAAGGACUCUGGGGCUAUAAUUCAGCUGACAGGUUCUGUUAUGAGAAGCUAAAUGCCGAAGGGACCGAGAAGGGAAACUGCGGUCGGGGCCCUGAAGGGAAAGGCUGGCUGCAGUGCAACAAGCCGGACGUGUUGUGUGGCUUCCUUUUCUGCGCAAAUGUCACAACAAAGCCAAAAUUUGGGGAUCUGCAGGGUGAGGUGACCAGCUUUACCCUCUACCACCAGAACAAGUACCUGGACUGCAGAGGUGGUCAUGCUUUGCUAGAGGAUGGCUCGGAUAUGGGCUACGUAGAGGAUGGGACCCCCUGCGGCCCCAACAUGAUGUGCUUGGAGAGACGGUGCCUCCCUGUUGCAGCUUUUAACCUCAGCAUAUGUCCGGGAUCUAAAUUUGGACACAUUUGCUCUGACCAUGGGACCUGCAGCAACGAGGUGAAGUGUAUCUGUGACAGGGACUACACCGGCAAGGACUGCAGCGUUUUCGAUCCCAUCCCUGAGCCCACCGUCCCAACAGGCCCGGAGAAGAAAGGUCCCAGUGGCACCAAUAUCAUAAUAGGGUCCAUCGCAGGUGCUAUUCUCCUGGCAGCUAUAGUCCUAGGGGGAACAGGAUGGGGAUUUAAGAACAUUCGAAGAGGAAGAUCUGGAGGAGGAUAAGAUCACUGUCUGUCUCUCUGUCUGUGUCCUGUCCACACUUGUCUUCCUCUUCGCACCGUGUCGUUUCCACGUUCAAGAAGAGAGGAAUG